Messenger RNA from Xyrauchen texanus (razorback sucker), 1946 nucleotides. RefSeq names its product collectin sub-family member 11 (gene colec11). Lineage: Eukaryota; Metazoa; Chordata; Actinopteri; Cypriniformes; Catostomidae. The coding region runs from base 114 to 947 and encodes 277 amino acids. The record is from RefSeq and is a predicted model, not a curated record. The transcript has 7 exons.
UGAGAAAUGUCAGAGAGACCACCAGUGAGCAAACCUCCAUUAACUCACUUGGGUCCAUAUGCAUGCUGCGUCUGCUGCUUGUUAUUUAGUGUGCUUUGGAAUUCAAAACAAGUAUGGGUGGAGAAAAGCUGGUGGCUUGUGUGUUGGUCACUAUGCUAAGUCUGACACUACUGAGUUCAGUUGACACUCAGCACAUGCCAGAAGAACCAUGCUCUGUACAGAUCCUUGUACCUGGACUUAAAGGUGAAGCAGGGGAGAAAGGAGAGAAAGGAGCACCUGGAAGACCUGGGAGAGUAGGGCCACCUGGAGAGGCAGGCCCCCCUGGACUCAAAGGCCAAAAAGGCAUCAUGGGACGUUAUGGGAAGAUGGGCCCCUCUGGACUCAAAGGUUUAAAAGGUGAUAUAGGAGAUCCAGGACCAAAGGGCCCAGAUGGUGAACCAGGGCUCCCCUGUGAAUGUGCACCAUUACGGAAGAUGAUUGGUGAAAUAGACAUUCAAGUGGCACAAUUAACCAAUGAGCUGAAGUUCAUUAAAAAUGCACUGCCCUCCCCCGCAGCUGUUGCUGGUGCCAAAGAGACUGAAAGCAAGGUGUAUCUGCUGGUGAAGGAGGAAAAACGCUACAGGGAUGCUGAGGUGUUUUGUCAGGGGCGUGGUGGACACCUGGCCAUGCCCAAAGAAGCAGCGGCCAACAGAGCCAUCGCUGGCUACAUCACUGAUGCUGGCCUUAGCAGAGUGUAUAUCGGUAUUAAUGACCUGGAACGAGAAGGCCAUUUUAUAUAUGUGGAGCGCUCACCCAUGACCACUUUCAGCAAGUGGAGGGAGGGGGAGCCAAACAACGCUUAUGAUGAAGAGGACUGUGUUGAGAUGGUGUCUUCAGGCGAGUGGAUUGAUGUAGCUUGUCACCUCACCAUGUACUUUGUGUGUGAGUUUGACAAGGACAGUGUAUGAGCUGCACUAUGCAUCUAGUCAGGAAAGUGAACAAGAAAGGUUAAUAAUUGCAAAGUAUUAAAGAGAUCAAUUCAAUAAGGCUGAAUUUUAAAUGAAAAUCAACACAGUAGCUACUGAAGAUUUUCCUGUCUACCAAUAUACUGCUUUUAUGAUGACAUGAAAAUAAUAUGUAACAUAAUUAAAAAUACUGAUUGAUUGCCUUCUUUGCAUAGUUUACCUUUUUUUUUUUACCAUUCUGUGUUAUAGUAUUAAACGUUUUUAAGUUAUUUCUGAUACUUAAUACACCAGGGAUUCAGCAUCCUGCUUCCAGUGUCCUCAAAAAGUAUUUGGACACCAAAGCCACACUUAAAAAUGUAUAGAUUUAAUUGCAUGAUUUCAAAAUAUAUAAUCAAGUGGUAUCUACAAACAAAUCAUGUAGUUGCUUUUAAUCAACUGGUGUCAAGGCGGAUAUAUUGUCAGUGACUCUCAAAGGGAUAGGUCACUCAAAAAUGAAAUUUCUCUCUCAUUUACUCCCAGAUUACUUUUAUGCUGCCUUUAUGUUCUGGCCACCAUUCAUUUGCAUUGUAUGGAUCUACAGAGCUGAGAUAUUUUUAUACAAAUAUUUGUUUGUGUUCAGCAGAAGAAAGAAAGUAAUACACAUCUGGGAUGAAAUGAGGGUGAGUAAAUUCUGAGAUCAUUUUUAUUUUGGGGUGAACUAGCCCUUUAAAUUCACAAUUAAUGUGUUCAUCAUAUUAAUUAUGGACGUGUUCAUCUAACAUCUGAUGACCAGAAUGUGCCAAAAUACUUUUUGAAUAAACUUUGAACAGUAUACACACUGUUUUAUAAUAUACAUCUUACAACAUUCAUAUUGUGCAAUGUUAUUCUUGAAAAUUGUGCUUUUUUUUUUUUCUUCCAAUAAAUGCCACUUAAUUCUGUGUUUUAUUAUCUAAUAUUGGGCCAUACAAUUUUCCAAAUACUUUUUUGGGCAACUGUGUAUUUCAGUUGUUUGUCUUGAUUUCA